CUGAUCCAAGCAGAAAUCAAAACAGUAACACUUUAUAAAACCGUUACAUACACGGAAUAUAUUGAUGAUGAUGGAUAUGAUUCAAGCCCUGUCACACGCACUCAGACGAGCACUGCGCUUGUAAAUGAACCUGCCACUACCUCUAUGAAAGGAGUUUUGACUACUGCUACACCACUGACCACUAUGAGCGAUAAUACCGAUAUGAUGUCUUCGUCCUCCACUUCCCGACUUAAUAGAAAUGUAGACCCCGAAACCUCCAGCGGUAGUCUGAUGGCUACUGCUUCUUCCAAGGGUCUCCCCUCCGAUAUGUCAGCUUCCGAUAGCAGUUCUGCCAUUUUUGCUGCACCAACAGCGCAUACUCCUUCUCUUUCCAUGACCAAGCCUUCUGGUUCUAAAUCAGCCAGCCGAUCCGCUGGAGGAAACCGCAGCGGUGCUGGUGGUAACUCGGCAUUUACGUUCAGUCCCAUUACCCUUGCCCCAGAGAGCACGCGUUCAGGCGAUCGCUCCACUGGUUUGCAUAUGAUGACCGCUUCCGCCACCAAUCGCAAUUCCACAUCUUCCAACGGCGUCAACCAAGUAUCUCCCCCGGUCUUCUUGACAUUCCUUGGUUUAAUAUCUGCUAUGUUCACCUUGUAA
This is a messenger RNA of Radiomyces spectabilis, 636 nucleotides long. RefSeq lists its product as uncharacterized. The transcript is spliced from 3 exons. The record is from RefSeq and is a predicted model, not a curated record. The annotation marks the transcript as partial. NCBI's taxonomy places the organism in Eukaryota, Fungi, Mucoromycota, Mucoromycetes, Mucorales, Radiomycetaceae.